Messenger RNA from Ficedula albicollis (Collared flycatcher), 3402 nucleotides. It is a transcript of the gene HUNK, whose product is annotated as hormonally up-regulated Neu-associated kinase. The record is from RefSeq and is a predicted model, not a curated record. Gene Ontology annotation, biological process: intracellular signal transduction; protein phosphorylation. The coding region runs from base 1 to 2163 and encodes 720 amino acids. NCBI's taxonomy places the organism in Eukaryota, Metazoa, Chordata, Aves, Passeriformes, Muscicapidae. The transcript has 12 exons. Gene Ontology annotation, cellular component: cytoplasm. Gene Ontology annotation, molecular function: ATP binding; protein serine/threonine kinase activity.
AUGGCGGCAGUGGCAAUGUCAGAGCCCUCAGCCGCUGUCACUGUCACCGACACUGCCCCAGCCCCUGGGACGGCACCGCUGUCCCGCCACGCCCCGCAGGCGCCGCCGUUCGGCCCCUCCGAGCACGCCGCAGUGUUUGAAGCAAUUCCCCCCCUGGAGCCCCUGGGAUCAGAGCCCAAGUGUCUGCAGCAGCAGCAGCCGCAGUGGAAGCCCCGGGAGCGGCUCCGGGACUUCCAGCACACCAAGAGGGUCGGCAACUACCUGAUCGGCAGGAAGCUGGGAGAGGGCUCCUUCGCCAAGGUCCGCGAGGGGCUGCAUGUGCUCACCGGAGAGAAGGUGGCAGUGAAAGUAAUCGACAAGAAAAGAGCCAAGAAGGACACCUAUGUCACCAAGAACCUGCGGCGGGAAGGGCAGAUCCAGCAAAUGAUCCGCCACCCCAACAUUGCCCAGCUGCUGGAUAUUCUGGAAACGGAGAACAGCUACUACCUGGUCAUGGAGCUGUGCCCUGGGGGCAACCUGAUGCACAAGAUCUACGAGAAGAAGAGGCUGGAGGAGCACGAAGCCCGCAAAUACAUCCGGCAGCUGAUCCUGGCCGUGGAGCACCUUCACCGGGCAGGAGUGGUGCACAGAGACUUGAAGAUAGAAAAUCUGUUGCUAGAUGAAGACAACAAUAUCAAGCUUAUUGACUUUGGAUUGAGCAACUGUGCAGGAAUCUUGGGUUAUUCUGAUCCCUUCAGCACCCAGUGUGGGAGCCCAGCAUAUGCAGCCCCUGAACUUCUGGCAAGGAAGAAAUACGGGCCCAAAAUAGACGUUUGGUCCAUUGGGGUGAACAUGUAUGCCAUGCUGACUGGAACAUUGCCCUUUACUGUGGAGCCAUUCAGCCUGAGAGCCUUAUACCAAAAGAUGGUGGACAAAGAAAUGAACCCCUUUCCCACCCAGCUCUCCUCAGCUGCCAUCAACUUCCUGCGCUCUCUGCUGGAGCCAGACCCUGCCAAGAGACCAAACAUCCAGCAAGCCCUGGCAAACCGCUGGCUCAACGAGAACUACCCUGGGAGAGCACCCCCCAAUGUCACCUACCCCAACAGGAUUCACCUGGAGGACCUGAGCCAGAGCGUGCUGCUGCACAUGACUGAGAAGCUGGGCUACAAGAACAGCGAUGUCAUCAACACCGUGCUGUCCAACAGGGCCAGCCACACGCUGGCCAUCUACUUCCUGCUCAACAAGAAGCUGGAGCGCUACCUGGCCAGCCUCAGGAAGGCUGAAGGCCAGGACAGUAUUUGCCACAAGAACCAGCUAUACCAGAUAGAAAAAUACAAGGCAAAUAAAGACUCCUAUGAGGGCAAAAAACCCAAAGAGCAAGAAAAGAAAGGGGAGAUUCUUCACCGUCAGCUCCCAAAGAAAACUGAGAAAAGUCCAGUUUCAUAUAGACAGCCUUCUUCCUGUCUUAUCUCACAGAUCCAGAACACCAAGGCUCUGCUGAAGGACCGGAAAGUCACCAAGGCUGGGGGUCUGGAGAAAGACUCCGGCGGUGGCGUGAGCCCUUUCCACGAGCCCCUGGCACCCAAGAUGGGCUGUGUCACUUCCAGCUCCCUGGAAUACCUGGAGGUCCAGCAGCCACCCCCCAGGACCCCCCGGCUCCUCAAGAGGCAGGAGUCUCCCCAGCCGGAGCCGUCCCGGAUCGGCAGCCGGGCCAAGGACUCCCCUCUCAUCCUGAAUAUUGUGCACUCCUUCGAGUCAGUUGACAGAGAGGACCAAAUAGACCAGGUCUCCCCCUCUCACCAGUACAGGAUUUUAGGCUCCCCAAUGAAUUUCCCUUACAAAAGCUCGAGUGAAAGGACACUGUCCCCGCUGUUUCCCCCGGGGAGCACGUCCCCCGUCCACCCCACCCAAGUCUCCUUCACGUACGAAGAGAAAGCGUAUCCAGCAAAGGAGGAGGCAGUGUCCCCUACCCAGCUGGUCCCCAGCAACCCCCUGGGCAGCCCAAACUGUGUGAAAAGCAGGGGCAGGUUCCCCAUGAUGGGGAUCGGACAGAUGCUGCGGAAGAGGAACCAGACCAUGCAGGCGGCGAGCGAAAAGCCCCUGGAGGCCAGGAUGCCUCAGCUGCAGCAGAUGAGCCCCACACAGAUUUCCUUCAACACAGAGCCUGUCAGUGGCCAGUGUUAGUCUGACACCCCAGGAUUUGCACUGCUCUUCUCUGGGAUCCACCCUUUUUCUCCUUUAAGCAAGAAGGGAAAGCCACAGGCACGUUGCUGUCACUACGCCCUGGUGCAGCACAGGAAAUCGGAGGUUUGCUUGCAAAGGAGGCUUUGUCCUACAUAUUAAAGUUGAAAGAAAAGAGCUCUGCUUGUGCUGUUAAGAAAUACUCACCUUUGGCACCUGACUGUACAGUAAAACACCCUGCAAGAGCUGUGUGGAUCUGCAUUUUCACUGCUCUCACCACUGGAAGAGCCACGAGCAGCCAGGGUUUGGUUCCUGCAGGAAAUCAGUGGUGCCACGGAUGCUGGGCCAGGAUUGUGGUGAGACUGUGCCUGCUCCCCCUGCCUGUGCCACACAGCACGAGGUGCUGCUGCAGGUAUUGCUCCUGGGGCAGGGGAGGGGGAGAAUCCCAGGUGCUCUGGCCAAAGUGAGCUUGCUGACAAGCCCUGCCGAGAAGAUGGAGGUGGUAGAAGCUUCAAUAAAGACACGAGUGGUCUAAUUCAGAAAAAGUGGGAAUAUUGGAAUUCAAAGCAGAAUUUACUGUUAAUUACAUAAAGUAGGUAAUAACACUAUUUCUUUUUUUUUUUUUUCAUGAAGAAAACUAUGAUUUAAUCAUGUCACAGGAAACAUGAUUAUUUAAAAACGAGUGGCAUCGUGUGGAAAUUCACUGCACUAGCCCCUGUUACGUCAAGGCAGCAUUGGACACACCUGAAGGCUUCUCUGAGACUGCAGUGAAUUAAAAAGACUAAUAAAGGACACAUGAACCUUUACCAAGUCCCUUUUAUACUCCAAGUUGGUAAUGUAGUGGUUACCAAAAAUUGGGUAUUGUUAUGAGCAGUGAAGAUUAACUUUCUUAAAAGACACCAUGUUCUGUAUACCAGUUUUGUUUUUCUAAGUAAAUGAUACAUCUGAGAGGUUGGCAACAUUUUUUUUGGUUCUGUUUCUGUCCUCCAGCCAUUUCCUAUAAAUUAGAAGGUUGAGCCAAAGACAAAGACUGCUCUUUUCUCUUGUCUGUGCCACCCCUGUGUACGUGUCUGUGUGUUCAGAGCAUCUCAGCAAAGCCUGUUCCCCUCAGCACUGGAGUUUGGCACUGGAGAAUCCAUGUGCAUCUUGGACCCUUCAGUGGAGAGAGGACUCCCACCUCUGAGGGAGUUGUGCUACCUGUUAAAUAAUGCACAUGAAAGCCCACUAUUAUGAGAAAAGACA